GUCGCAUAUGUCGGGCUUAGAUGUGAACGACGGUUUCGACGGCAACGACGACGGUCGGUUCGGAUGAUCUUCUCGUCGACAAUAUCUCGACGCCGGUGAGAGAGCAAAAUCUUUGACGAGAGAAAAGCCAAGCGGAGGCUAUAAUCUUCUUCCUUCCUUCUUGUAAUCUCUUCUUUUCUAGUUUUUUUUUUUCCUCUUUCCGUUCUUUCUUUACUCCCGCAAAGAACAUCUCGACUACGUAUAAUCACACGGGAUCGGGAGAAACAAAGUAAUAACGUCAUUGUCACAGGGCAAAUCCUGACGAUCCGGCAGUGUGAUCAAAGAUCAAAAUACUUUAACGAUCGAAUUAAGCGUUGCGUUGCGCUUGUUCAUCAUCAUUUCUACCUACCUCGAAUAAUAUCGCGCGUGUAUAUCUGUCGUGAAACAAAUCGUGUGUGAAAAUCGGAAAACUUUUCGACAAAAAAUCAAAAUAGAAGACCAUGGACAUAUCGUGCGAUCGUACGAUCGUCCGGCAAAUCAAGAGCCGCUACUCGAUCGCAAACAGAAAGAUAAAGCCGGAAUGCUGCACGCUGUUAUGUUAGGUAGCGGUCCAGGACGGGGGAGACGCGAGCGUUAUCCAGGAUUUUAUCUUCAACGUCGUCGUCUCGGCUACAGAAUGAAUCGCAUCGAGCAAGAGACUCUCUUUCGGCAGAGUCGGCGGAUCACCCAGAUCGUACCCGCUGUACGAGAAGACCUCGUUCUGAGCGUCCUCAAGUCGCCGAUCAACCAACAGCAGCACGAACCACAACACGACCAACGACCGCAGUAUCGACAGAGCCACUUUAACUGCCAAGGUCAUCCGAAUGAUAAGAAGUGCAAUAAUUCAGGUAACACGUACAACAACGAGAGUCUUCCAGGAAGCAAGGAACCGGCGUCUUGCCAGCCGGCGAAAAAGCGUUACAUCACCGACGCCGCUUACGCGUCGCUCCAAGGCAGCGAGGACGAGCUCGUUGCCGGGCAGAGUUUGGAGACGGAAGACACCGCGUUAAAGACACCCGGCAGCGAGACCGAGGACACGGAAGACUACGGUGCAAACGCGGACGAGACUUUGUCGCCCUCGCGCCGAUUCACCUUCCUGCGCCGUUUCCGGUCGCCGCGCUUCGGCGAGGCGCAUCACAAACGUGUGCCGACACCGAUGAAGCGGAAGUAUCGACGGAAACGAAGCAGGACCAUGAUGACAGACGAGGACAUGGUUACCUGCGACGAGGAGGAAGAUUUGGCCAGCCCCAAUACAUCCGGCCUGACCGAACCUUCCUUCGUUUGUUUACCGAGGGAUCAGAACUUCUUGGCGAAAUACACGUUGCCGCCUCAAAGGUGCAGAACUUGGCAGGAGCGAAUUUACGUGUUCCUCGAACACCCAGGCACCACUUUGUGCAUUAUCUACCAUUUAGUUGUGUUCGUGGUGGUGGUGGUGUGCUUGGUAUUUAGCGUCUUAUCAACGGUAGAAACAUACAGUGAGUUCGCAAACUCGACUCUUUUUUGGAUGGAAAUAUGUCUCGUGGUGUUCUUCGGCGUCGAGUAUUUGGUACGACUGUGGAGCGCGGGCUGCAGAUCCAAGUACUUGCGCUUUUGGGGACGGCUGCGAUUCAUACGGAAACCGAUUUGCAUCAUAGAUUUAAUCGUCGUGGUGGCGUCCAUAGUCGUUCUGUCGGUUGGAAGCAAGGGUCAGGUAUUCGCCACUUCCGCCAUCAGAGGCAUUCGAUUUUUGCAGAUCCUGCGAAUGCUUCAUGUCGAUCGUCAGGGCGGAACGUGGCGACUUCUAGGCUCGGUGGCUUACAUACAUCGUCAGGAGCUGAUUACAACCCUGUACAUUGGAUUCUUAGGCCUGAUAUUCAGCAGCUACUUUGUAUACCUCGCCGAAAAAGACAUUAAAGGACCCAAUGACAAAGUAGACUUCGCCAAUUACGCUGAUGCACUAUGGUGGGGAGUGAUCACAGUCACGACAAUUGGUUACGGCGAUGCAGUUCCGAAAACUGCUAUAGGAAAGUUAAUAGCCUCGUGCUUCAGCGUGUUUGCCAUAUCUUUCUUCGCACUUCCAGCUGGUAUUCUAGGCUCCGGGUUCGCGCUCAAGGUGCAGCAGAAACAACGUCAGAAGCAUUUCAAUCGUCAGAUACCGGCCGCCGCGAUGUUGAUACAGUGUCUGUGGAGGUGUCACGCCGCCGACAAACAUUCCAACUACGUAGCCACGUGGGACAUCCACAUCAAGGACCCGGCGCCGGCGGGGCAACCCACUACACCCCUGGGCAAGUUGAUUUGUGUAAAGAAGAUGUCUCUGAUGAUCCAGGUGUCAAAGAAGGCGAGCUUGCUGAAGAAGCGUAAGUCGCGAAGCCGAAUGGACGUCCAGCAACAACCGCAGCAGCAGCAGCAACAACAACCCCAGCAGCUGGCUCUGCCGCCUCCUCCUUCCGGCGACGUGUCGGCUGACACAACUGAGACAACCGGUCAGACCGAAAAUCAACGCAUCGAGAUCGAAGGUGACGUAGUCUUCUACAUGGAGGAGCCUAAGCCGGGUACGCCGAAUCGCACCAGACGCGACAACCGCGUGUUUCCGGUUGGCAGAAAUGUUAUCCCCGCGCACACGGGUUCGGUGACGGAAGCAACCAGCGACGAAAUUGACAUCGACAUCGAGGAAGCUCAACCGCCAAGAGUAACAACGUUGACAGAAGCACAUCGAAAUGCUAUUCGAGCUAUCAGGAAGAUCAAGUAUUUUGUGGCUCGCAGGAAGUUCCAACAGGCUAGGAAACCGUACGACGUUCGCGACGUCAUCGAGCAAUACAGCCAGGGUCAUCUGAACAUGAUGGUGCGAAUUAAGGAGUUGCAGAGACGAUUGGAUCAGACUCUGGGUAAACCGGGAAGCUAUCUGGCAGGACUCGAUCGGGCGGGCAAUAUGAAACCCAUGACGAUUGGUGCGCGAUUGUAUCGGGUGGAGCAGCAGUUGUCGGUGAUGGACAAGAAAAUAGACCAGUUGAUGUACGUGAUGAACGCGGUGAAACAGAAACAGCAAGUUCCUCUACGCAACAUUGAAAACGACAUCUAACAUAACGCCCCCGAAGAACAAGCGAAAAAUCACCCGCGGCUCCGCUUCUUCUGCCUUGUGUAACUGAAUAUAACCAAAGUAAAAAAAAAAAAAAAACAAAAAAAAAAAAGAGGAGAACACGACCACUCUGUGAAAGUUGUUAAACGGUUUUUUGGAUUACCGUUUUGUGUGUUUUUUGUUUCAAAUCUUCAAUGGGUAAGUUCCACUUGCCGUUCGCGAUAUUCGUGAGCGUUAUCAAUUUUUGUUUAACUUUUCAUGUGAAAACAAAGAUGAAAUGAUUCAAUGAGCGUUGUGAACAACAAGAACUUAUCCCAAUGUAGAUCUCACAACGAAGAGAAUGAAAUUGGAACAGAAUUUGCUUGCAAUCGUUCUCGAUUUCGCGUGAACUUUCGAAUUUAUUUGUAAUGUCGCGCGAUUUGUUUCUUCGGCCUAGCACAAACGCAUAGAUGCUCAGAUGAUACCUCCGUUUUAAGUUCGCAUAUAUAUAUAUAUAUAUAUAAAUAUUCAUCCUAUACAUCGUCUUACAAUAUUUU
Pseudomyrmex gracilis is the source of this 3609-nucleotide messenger RNA. RefSeq names its product potassium voltage-gated channel subfamily KQT member 1 (gene KCNQ). Lineage: Eukaryota; Metazoa; Arthropoda; Insecta; Hymenoptera; Formicidae. The transcript has 14 exons. Gene Ontology annotation, cellular component: membrane. Bases 560 to 3076 code for a protein of 838 amino acids. Gene Ontology annotation, molecular function: voltage-gated potassium channel activity. Gene Ontology annotation, biological process: potassium ion transport; transmembrane transport. The record is from RefSeq and is a predicted model, not a curated record.